Gregarina niphandrodes is the source of this 4539-nucleotide messenger RNA. Its product is annotated as AAA domain protein. Gene Ontology annotation, molecular function: mRNA binding; helicase activity. The record is from RefSeq and is a predicted model, not a curated record. Lineage: Eukaryota; Apicomplexa; Conoidasida; Eugregarinorida; Gregarinidae. Gene Ontology annotation, cellular component: catalytic step 2 spliceosome. The transcript is spliced from 3 exons. The coding region runs from base 1 to 4539 and encodes 1512 amino acids.
AUGGGGGAUGAGGUAUGGUCAGACGUCCUGACGAUUGUUGAAUUAGAUGAACUGAGCGGUGUAGAUGAAGAAAGGGCUGUAGAACUUUUGGUGUUUGUAUCGCAUGUCAUAUUACAUUAUGUCGGAAGUGAGAGCGAAUGCCUGCCAUCGAAUCCGGCUGCAGGAGUUGUAUGUGAGGAAGACGCAGGCUCGAAAGAAGCAGGUUCGGAAGAGGGAGGAUGUAUAUGUCGUUGUGUGAAGCCUGGUUUGGUUGUAAAAGCUAUUCAAUUCCUGAAACUGGCGGUUGAGAGUGCGCACUUGGCAGUGUUUAAGCCAAUAUUGUUCAAGUUCUUCGGUAUUCCGUCCUGGUUCUUUGAUGGGAAUGAAUAUCCCUUGUCCAAAUGCGGCGAACCUGCGGUCAAGGAGGGAGUAGCCGGCACUGUGUUGACAAAUACGGUAAGGAAAAUUGCUGGUGCCUAUUUAACGGUGGACAAGCAGCUGACGGAAUUUUCGCCGUCCGAUAUCGCAUUGAGCGCGACCGACAGCUCAAGACGUCGAGUUCCCGCCAAGCUACUCCAAUGGCACUAUGCGAGACGGUUGGUGUACUACGGAGUGUUGGAGCUGCCGUUUGUAGUGGAGUCCUUCUACAAAUCGGAAUUGGCGGCGGGCAAUUUGCGUCCUGAUGAAGAUCCGGAUAAGCAAAGUCUGGAUAAGCAGAGUCUGGAUAAGCAAAGUCUGGAUAAGCAGAGUCUGGAUAAGCAGCGGCCUGGCGAAUAUCGGGUUUCACAACGGUCAAAUAAUCAGCUGCUGGCGCAGAUUAGCAUCACCGAGCAUAGUUUGGAGCUAAUUGAGUUGAUUAUGGGGCAGACCACCAUGCGUAAAGCUAUUAUGCCGUUGCUUGAGAUUACACAGUUUGUCAGCAGGCUGAAUAGCAGUUUGGCAGUUUCAAGAUAUUCCUCUUUCUUUCUUCGUCGUAUAAAUGAAUCUUACUGCUUCGAUGCUAAUGAAGACAAAAUAUUACGGAGCUUUGACCAAAAGUUAAGAAGACUUAGACUUCUCGGAAAGCUUCAAAGAUACGCCUUCAUGCAUCCAUUGUACAGAUUGAAUGACCCAUCGUUCUUUCGCGAGUUGAUGAUGUCACACGCUUCCGUAGAGGAGCUGAAGGAAGUCUGUAAAUUGUUUAUGAGUCAAAAUCUAUUGAAAAUAUUCCUGAAGAAUUCGCGCGAAAAAAAUGAAAAGGAAAUGAUGGUCCAAAGCGUGUGCUUCCAUUAUCAUGGCGAGAUGGAUUGGUUAGAUAGUCUAGAGCAGACGCCCGUGUACCCAGAUGAAGCUUCGGUGUGGGCGGAGAAUUAUUGGGAGGAAGAUCAAGAUGGAGACGCUCCUAUAGCACUGCCCAAGCUGCCUAUGCAGUAUUUGAAUAUGAGGGAUAUGAUCUAUCGGAAUUUUCGAUUAUAUAGAACAGAAGCAUUCUAUGAAGUUAGGAAAGACCUGGAACUGACUUUAUGGUCGAUGAAACCGCGACGAUUGCUUGCUAAUGAGCAGGGUAAGGAACUGUACGGUUCCGCGUUUCUGGGUGUGACUGAAGAGCUCGACGCGACGGUUGAUUACACGAAUAUUUACCGCGGGCUACACCAGCGAAUCGACGGUGGAAACGUGUGUUUCUUCGAAGGUCGGUCGCCUUACGGCUGUAAAAUCAUUAACAGCAACGUCACGUCCGUUCGACUUGACUCGACUGAAGAUAACGGUGGUGUUUUUGCCGAACUGGAACUGGAUCUGGAUAACAAACAUGCGUUCGAUACGUGGAGUAACGACGUAACACCAGGGCAAAUGCUCUAUUUGCUUUGCGCUGGAGGGAUCAUUGGCGAUCCCCAAAUACCUUACCCUGGCGACCACAUGUUACCUAGCGAAUUCGUUAAGCUUUACAACAUCCUUGCCUUGAGAUCCUGCCAGGUCGUUUCUGAAAUUGAUCCCAAUGGGCCUGACCCGCGCGACGGAGGAAAUCAUAAAGAUGACGAUGAAGCCGGUGGUUUCGCUGGAGGCCGCAAACAUCAAAUGCCGAACGGCGCAAGCGACAUGACAAGCCAACCCGUUGGGGCGCUGAUACCGCCAAGUAGAUCAAAAUUGUCUACAGAUAUAACAGUUAAAAUGACGGCAGAAACUUCAAAUAAAAAACGUUAUAUCGUAAAAUUUGAUCCCAUUCAGUACAAGAAGGAUGUUUUAGCAAUUGCCGAAAAUAAGGUUCUUGAUACCUUGUAUAGCGCUUUCAACAUCUGCCUGAGAAGAAGGCCAGAAACAUCAAGCUAUCCUAACCAUUUAGUUACUAUGAAGGACUUAUUGCUUCAGACAAAUUCGUUGGAACAGCAGCUGAAUUAUGAUAUGCGCAACAUUCUUCUGGGAUACUUUAACGAUAUUAGGGUUAUAACUGAGCUCCCAUCUUCUCCUAUAAAAGAGGAAUAUGCAAACGCGAACGGUAUAGCAAACGCGAACGGUAUAGCAAACACGAACGGUAUAGCAAACGCGAACGGUAUAGCAAACGCGAACGGUAUAGCAAACGCGAACGGUAUAGCAAACGCGAACGGUAUAGCAAACGCGAACGGUAUAGCAAACGCGAGUCCAAGAAUGACUCAGGUCGAUUGUUCCGUUGAAUUAGACGGAUUAUUGGCUCAAAGUAGGCCAGGCUUCACGUAUACAUGUAAGCAGAAGUUGGCAAUUGCAAACGCGCUUUUGCCUGGCGUUACGCUCAUUGUCGGGCCCCCGGGUACCGGUAAGACGGAUGUUGCAGUGCAAAUAGUGAGCUUGCUUCAUGAUCUGCAUGAGUCGGAAAGGACGUUGUUGAUAGCUCGAAGCAACAAUGCUCUGAAUGAUUUCUUCAUGAAAAUUAAGAAAUUCGGCGUGGACGGUCGCCACCUGCUCCGUUUAGGCAUUGGAGAGGCUGAAUUGGAGGAGUCGUUUUCGACUGAAGGACGAGUUGAGUUUAUUGAGAGCCGUAAGAACGAGUAUCUGGGAGAAAUACGAAGGUUAACAGAGACUCUAAAACUACCUCUAGAACUAACUAACGAUUGUUGUGGUUGUAUAAAAUUACGAGAUUUUUAUCUAUUACAUCGGCUUCAGCUAUACGAGAAUUUAUGUCAAAGCUUAGGGGAUGUGUCAGAUCUUACGUUAAAACAAUUAACAAGUCAUCCAGAAUGGAAGAGGUAUCUUGGUUCCGGAACUCCUUUGAGUAACCUUUUCGAAUCUAAUAUGGAGCGAAUGUUUUAUUCUCCAAGGCCAGUGUUGACGACCUCCUCCCAGGUCGUUAGCCGUGACUUAAACGCCACCUCAAACGGUGGGCCUGACUCCGAUUCUGGUGCAGAAGUGAAUCGUUCUACAGAGCAGGGCAUUAUUGAGGUUAAUAUUAAGGAGGAGACGGACGAUAGUAUAGGGACGGAGAGCAAUGUGGUGGAUGAAGGACAGGAGAGGAUUAAGUUGAAUACAUGGGAACUCCUUUAUCCGGCAUAUGAUUUCAGUGACUCGGACAUUUUCCUUGGCACGACAGAUUUUGAGUCUGGUCGUUUGGCUUAUGAAAGAGAGAAGGAACGCAUUUUGAGUUUGUUUUCGUAUAUAGAAGAAUGCCUUCCGUUUGAAAUGCUACGGACUCAGUCAGAGAAGUCACAUUAUAUGACUUCUGUGCAUUCCAAAAUAGUUGCAAUGACAUCCACUCGGGCGUUAGCUACUCGUGCUUCAUUGAUUAAGUUCGGAUUCCAGUAUAAUACUUUGGUGAUUGAGGAGUCAGCUCAGUUACUGGAGCUGGAAUGUAUCCUAAGUGCUUAUCUACAGCAGUAUGAUAAUCCAAACGAGAUACGAUUGCGAAGAAUUGUUUUGCUGGGUGAUCAUUUACAACUAGGACCCAUUGUACAAAAUCGAAUUUUAGGCACACAGUGUCGGUUCCAAAGGUCUCUCUUUAAACGACUUGUUGAUCUCAAUUAUCCACGGGUCGUCUGGCUCGAUCAGCAAGGCAGGAUGAAGAGCGAAAUUGCCGACGUCUGGAGAUGGCGUUAUCGUAAAGAGGAGUCAGGGACUGAACUGAAAGAUAUGCCACACAUCCGAGACUUGGAUGAUCUACCGAACCACGGUUUUACCGCCUCUUCUAUCUUCUUCAACCUACACAACUCUAAGGAAACAUCACCCCUCCCCCAUCAUUAUGUCAACGAACCGGAAGCGUUUGCAAUUGUGCGUCUUGUGAACUAUAUGAUCCACAUACAUGACUAUAACCCAAGAAAGAUAACUAUACUCGCAGCAUAUGCAGCUCAACGAGAUUUCUUACGAAGAAAUAUGAAACAUAACAUACGAAUUGCAACCAUCGACGAGUUCCAGGGACAACAAAAUGAUUAUAUAUUAAUUUCAUUCGUUCGUUCGCUGUCGGUUGGCUAUCUUGCGGAUCUCAACCGCAUGACUGUCGCCAUGUCUCGUGCACGUCUCGGCCUCUACGUGGUGGGCUGCUACAGGUUGUUGGCUGCAGAUUCUAAUAUUGGUCAUAUGAUCCGGCGAUUGAAAUUGGAGCAAGGCUUGCCAUGUAACUAA